UUUGCAACAUGCAAAACUUGUCAAUGCUCUCCCUAAGGAGGAACCAGUUAAGUGGAGACUUCCCUCAAGCAUGGAGUCUGUGGCACAAUAUAAGGGUAGUAGAUGUGGCAGACAAUAAUCUCUCUGGCAAUAUUCCAAGUUCAAUGGGUGUCCCAAGUUCUCUUAUCAUAUUGAAGAUGAACAACAACAAUUUUGGCGGCAAAAUUCCUUCCGGUUUGAAAAAUUCAACAUCUUUGUGCAGCAUUGAUCUUGGAGGCAACAAAUGUACUGGAAGUGUUCCUCGGUGGAUUGGAUCAAACUUGUCCAUGUUGACUACUCUACGAUUGCGAUCCAACUUGUUAAGUGGACAUAUCCCCCACCAGUUGUGCUAUCUUCCCUACCUUCACAUCCUAGACCUUGGUGAUAACAACUUUUCAGGGACAAUUCCCAAGUGUUUGAAGAAUUUGACUGCUCUGACCGUUUUUCCAUACAAUAAUUAUACCAUGCCUACAUAUUAUGAUGUUCAAACCUCGGUUGUGUCUAAAGGAAGUGAACUCGUUUAUUACAGGACUGCUUUGGAAUGGGUAUAUAGCAUUGAUCUUUCAUCAAAUAAUUUAGAAGGUGAAAUCCCUGAAGAAAUAACCAGCCUCAUGUCAUUAGGGACCUUGAACUUGUCAAGAAAUCAAUUAAGGGGAAGAAUUCCCCCAAAGAUUGGAAAUUUACGAUGGUUGGAAACUCUUGACCUCUCACACAAUCACCUUUGUGGACAAAUUCCUCAGAGUUUCUCCUCAUUGACAUUCUUGUCUCACGUGAACUUGUCUUAUAACAACUUGACUGGAAGAAUUCCUUUGGGCAACCAACUCCAGACGCUCAAUGACUCAUCCAUUUAUGGGGGCAAUCCAUCACUCUGUGGCCUUCCUCUUUUAACCAAGUGUCCGGGAGACGACACACCUAAUAGACUACCUUUUCCUUCUAGUGGGGCAGGAGAGAACAAAGAUGAAGGUGAUGAAGGAAUGCUUUGGUUCUAUGUCAGCAUCGUGCUCGGCUUCAUUGUAGGCUUCUGGGGUGUUUGUGGCACAUUACUCAUAAAGAAGUCAUGGAGGUAUGCCUAUUUUCGAUUCUUUGAUAACAUCAAAGAUAAGGUAGCGUUAGCAAUUGCAUUGAAAGUUAGUCGUCUGCAAAACAAAUUUUGAUUGGGAAAAAAACAUUUCAU
This is a messenger RNA of Prunus avium (sweet cherry), 1192 nucleotides long. Its product is annotated as receptor-like protein EIX2. The record is from RefSeq and is a predicted model, not a curated record. Lineage: Eukaryota; Viridiplantae; Streptophyta; Magnoliopsida; Rosales; Rosaceae. Gene Ontology annotation, molecular function: protein binding.